UAUUGUUAUAGCGAUGCUAUCUUAUCAACAUUAUGUGGAAAAUUUUGGUACUAUAUUUUUAGGUUUUGGUUUAUUUUUUGCAUUUGUAUUGUUUGUUUUGUUUUAUCAUGGAGUUUUUCAUAAAGUGGAAGUGAAAGUAACAAAACCCCCUUUCACAAAAGAUGUUUUUGUUGUAUAUAAAUUUACCCAAAAUUAUGCAGCUUCCCGUUAUUUGUUGACAGAAGCACAAAACUUAGCGCCUCAACUGGAUUCAUUUUCCAUUUACCAUGAAGAUUUUUAUACCAGAAAACAAGUUGGUUCAUCAGUAGGAGUUAUGAUAUCAGAUAAAAUGGAAGAAAAUUUAUAUAAAAAGUUGAUUCAUGCUGGUUUUAAAGUGGCUGUCUUUCCAAACAUUGAUUAUGCUGUUGUAUCAUCUUUUCCAUUGAAAAACCAGUAUUCCUUAGCAGUUGCUGUUUAUAGAAUUUAUCCAAGAUUAAAACAGUAUAUUAAGGCAAACAGAUUAUGUGCUCAUCCUAUAAUGGAACUUUACACUAAAGAUACUGUUUACUUUAUUGCUCCUUUGUCAAAGCAGUUUGACUUUUAUGCAGAAGAAGCUCUUCCUGUGUACGAUGGCAGCUCAUCUGAAUUUGAAGAUGAACCUGUCAUUGAUGAGUAUGAAUGUUCAAAAUGUCAUUAUCAUCAAAAUGCUUUAAUCAAACAAUGUUGUUGUGACCCCUUGUUGCAUUCCUCUUCCUGUGAUAGGCGCAAAAGAGCAUUGUAAUUAUUUAUUAAGCAUUUGUAAGAUUUUUUUUAAUGUUCAUUUUUAAAGUGUCUUUUAUAGGUGCAUAUGUCUUCUUUGAAAGAGAUUUUAAAUAUACUAAAUACUUUAAAUUUCCAUAUCUUUACAUUGAAGUUUUUUGACAUUCCAUCUCACUAGUGUAGUGUGUACUUACAAUUUGACAUUAAUUUAAACAUUUAAUAUAUAUAUAUAUAUGAAAUACUCGAGGGACUAUUAAUGUCACCUUAAAAUUAGUCCAUAUAAUUUUUAACACAAAAAUAGCAUUUUCUCAACUUUUAUAUAACAAAGAAGACAAGUUCUGAUAUG
Molecule: messenger RNA, 1084 nt
Organism: Argiope bruennichi
Lineage: Eukaryota; Metazoa; Arthropoda; Arachnida; Araneae; Araneidae
Product: testis-expressed protein 264 homolog
Exons: 3
Coding region: 14-760 (248 amino acids)
Biological process (GO): reticulophagy; protein-DNA covalent cross-linking repair
Cellular component (GO): autophagosome membrane; endoplasmic reticulum membrane; replication fork
Source: RefSeq, a predicted model, not a curated record